UACAAUAUAAUGGUUGACAAGUUAAUGCAUCAGACUAUUAAUUACAAAGUGUAAAAAUAAUUAUAUUAAGAAAAAAAAAGUUUAUUCUAUCUGUUGAUUGAUGCUAUGUAAUUCAUAUUAUUUCAACUAUGUUAAAUGUAUGAAUUUUUAAAUAAUAUAUAAAACAAAAAUAAUAAUAAUAAUAAUAAUAAUGGAGAUGCUAUCCAGCAGUAUCCCCUAUUAUUGCUAUUCGCUGUCCAGUUGGUGGGUGCGGGUGAUACACAAUUACCUAACAUGAAUGGUAUCCACGUGUCCAACUAUUCUCGGGUAAAUUGAGGUCUGUUGGUCACCGAAGUGUGUGCCUUUAUGGAUUGGGAUAUAGGAACUAGGAAGUGUUGCUUUGAUUUGUGAACACGUGAGGCUGCUGAGAAUCUGCAGUACUACAGCACUUUGCUAAACUCCUAUCGUGUCUGUGAGUAACUGUUUGUCACAGACCAACCACUUAAGCGACGCCGUCUACACCCAUUUCUACAUAUGGCGUCACCGUCAGAUCACAAGGCCACCAUAAUCGACGGCAAGGCCAUAGCCCAGACCGUCCGAUCUGAAAUCGCCGACGAAGUCCGUCAACUCUCUGAGAAAUACGGCAAGGUUCCAGGAUUGGCUGUUGUCAUCGUAGGCAACAGAAAGGAUUCUCAAAGCUAUGUAAAUAUGAAAAGAAAGGCUUGUGCUGAAGUUGGUAUAAAGUCAUUUGAUAUAGACCUCCCAGAACAAAUAUCUGAAGCUGAGCUGAUCAGCAAGGUCCAUGAGUUGAAUGCAAAUCCUUAUAUACAUGGAAUAUUGGUUCAGCUGCCAUUGCCAAAGCAUAUUAACGAAGAGAAAGUCUUGAGUGAAAUCCAUCUUGAGAAGGAUGUGGAUGGUUUUCAUCCUCUCAACAUUGGCAAACUUGCUAUGAAAGGCAGAGAACCUCUUUUUGUUCCCUGUACUCCCAAGGGUUGCCUGGAACUUCUUUCGCGAAGUGGUAUAAGCAUAAAGGGAAAAAAUGCUGUUGUUGUUGGUCGCAGCAACAUAGUUGGAUUACCAGUGUCACUGCUUCUUCUGAAAGCUGAUGCUACUGUUACCAUUGUCCAUUCCCGUUCUGAUGACCAAGAGAGGAUCAUUCGUGGAGCUGACAUCAUUAUCGCAGCCGCUGGGCAAGCAAUGAUGAUCAAGGGCAGCUGGAUUAAACCUGGAGCUGCAGUUAUUGAUGUUGGAACAAAUGCUAUUGAUGACCCAAGUAAGAAGUCGGGCUAUAGGCUAGUGGGAGAUGUAGAUUACAAGGAAGCAUGUAAGGUAGCUGGAUGGAUCACCCCUGUUCCAGGUGGUGUAGGACCAAUGACUGUUGCAAUGCUACUCAAGAACACCUUGGAUGGUGCAAAGCGUGUAUUCAUGCAGUAAUAGUCCAUGUAUUUUUCUCUUUCAAAUAUACUUUCGUCAAUAGCUUUUCAUAAGCCCUAUCCUCUGUCUUCACAUCUUAAUUAACUCCCGAUUUUAUGGGAAAUCAUGCAUACUUUUGUUGGA
Molecule: messenger RNA, 1536 nt
Organism: Manihot esculenta (cassava)
Lineage: Eukaryota; Viridiplantae; Streptophyta; Magnoliopsida; Malpighiales; Euphorbiaceae
Product: bifunctional protein FolD 2
Exons: 5
Coding region: 514-1413 (299 amino acids)
Biological process (GO): tetrahydrofolate interconversion
Cellular component (GO): cytosol
Molecular function (GO): methylenetetrahydrofolate dehydrogenase (NADP+) activity; methenyltetrahydrofolate cyclohydrolase activity
Source: RefSeq, a predicted model, not a curated record